This is a messenger RNA of Tilletiopsis washingtonensis, 3159 nucleotides long. RefSeq lists its product as hypothetical. Gene Ontology annotation, molecular function: protein binding; telomeric repeat DNA binding; telomerase RNA binding. The coding region runs from base 1 to 3159 and encodes 1052 amino acids. The record is from RefSeq and is a predicted model, not a curated record. Gene Ontology annotation, cellular component: telomerase holoenzyme complex. Lineage: Eukaryota; Fungi; Basidiomycota; Exobasidiomycetes; Entylomatales. The transcript has 2 exons. Gene Ontology annotation, biological process: nuclear-transcribed mRNA catabolic process, nonsense-mediated decay.
AUGGCCACGCGCGCCGCCGACGACUCGGCGCAGCAGCUGGCGCGCGACGCCAAGGCGCGGCGCGCCACGCUCAAGGCGCUGCUCGACGACGCCGCCGCCCAGCCGGGUGCGGCCGCCAUCGACUAUGCGCGGCGCGAGUGCCGGCAUGCCUACCUCAAGCUGCUCUUCGCCUGCACCUUCAGCUCGCGCGCCCAGGGCGCCGAUGCUGCACUGUGGAGCGAGACGACGCAUCCGCUCGUGCACCUCUUCCGCAGUCGCCUGGCCGCGUACGAGAAGGCAUUCAAGGCGAGCCAUGCCCGCAGCGCAGACGCCGCAGCGCCUUCAGAUCCGCAGCCGCCCAAGCCUGCCGUGGGCGGGCGCACCGCCAAGCAGGCCCAGGCACAGCAGGCACAGGCCUAUCUCCGCCUCGCAACGGCCUUUCGCGACUUUCUGCUCGCAGAGGAGAACUUCUGGCGCGACUUGGCGGGCCGUGUGGUGCGAGUCUUUCGGCUGGACGAGGCGCGUGCCAACCUGCGCGCCCUAGACAUCCCCUGCGACGCAGACGCCGACUCCAGCUUCGCCUCCGACACGUCUGCCUCGACCGGGCUCGAUCGCAUUCCUGGCGCUGGCGCGUCGGGCGCUCUGCCUGGUGCCGCUCUGCUGCAGGCGGCCAGCCUGCCGGGCAAUCGUACGCGGCUACUAGAGGUCGUGCACAAGGCACUUCUGUGCUGUGGCGAUCUGGCGCGCUAUCGCGAGCUGUACCGCGAUGACCGUGGCGGCGGCGAGGAGGGCCGUGGCGGCGCCGGAAGCAAGCGUGGAGGCGCCGGCGCAGGGAGAGGUCGAGCGGGCAAGGUGAUUGCCGCUGCAGCCGUUGCGCGCACCAGCAAAGAGGUCUCGUCACGACGGGACUUCUCGCGUGCUGCCGCAUGCUACGAGCAAGCGCGCCUGCUGCUUCCCGACAACGGCAAUCCCUCGAACCAGCUCGCAGUGAUCGCCACGUACUCGGGCGAUCCAUUCCUCUCGAUCUACCACUACUACCGCGCUCUCUGCGUGCGCGUCCCCUUCGACACGGCUCGCCAGAAUCUCGAGCUGACGCUGCGCAAGGCCGUGGCGGCGUGGAGCAAGGAGGGCGGGCGAGAGCGGCUGCUUGCUGGUGGUGCGAAGGAGAAGCUAGACGAGACGGCAGCGGCUGUCCUGCGUGAUUUUGUUGUUCUGCAUGGCUUGUUCUACACGCGCGAGAAGUUCGCCAUCAUCCAGCCCUUCGCCGAGGAGUUCCUCUCGCGCUUCUCCCGCGCCAUCGUCAGCCGCACGCUGGCCGCCGAUGCCAUUGUGCGCAUCGUCGUCACUGGUCUGGCAGCCUCCUGGACUGCGCGUCUGUGGCGCAGUGGUGCUGCAAGCACUACGAGCUCUCGACCUCGACCAGGGCGUGGCGCUGAGGCCACAACCGAGACUUCCUCGGCCGGAAGCGCCGCGUCGGCGGAGCAUCAGAACCUGACGCACGUGCUCGGCAUCAUGCAACGACUCGUCAAGGCCGGCACAUCCGAGACGCGCGAGGCACUCGAUGCAGCACGCAAGAGUCCACCAACAGCACCGGCUCGUAUGCGUGGCGGCGCUGGCGAGGCAGCAGCAAGCGCAGCACGCCACAUCUCUGCGGCCUUUCGGCGCAUGCUGCCCGCGCUGCGCAUCCUGUCGAAGUGGAUGAAGAGCCACUUGGAGUACAUGUCUCGCUCUGCCGAUCGUGCCGCGGCGCUCAGUCAGGAGUCUUCGCUCAGUCAAGACCUCGGCGAGACGGAAGUCGAGGAGGCUCAAGCGCGGGCCUUGGCAGAUGCAGCGCUCGUACAGACGACAGUCGAGCUGUGGAAGAGCUACGUCUCGUUCAUCAACACUCUGCGCUUCGCGUUUCCAUUCGACGCACUGCCGAGUCUGGGCGCCAUGGGACAGACUGGAGCUGCGCCUCUUGCGCUCGAGGAGGACUCGGACAUGCGGGGCUUCGCGCCGACUCGCAAGGCCAUGCUUUACGUCAACGGCUCGACGCCGGGCUCGUCGCUGGCACAGCCUCGCGCUAGUCAGGUGCAUCCGAACGAGGAGCAGCUGAUGCGCAUUGCAGACUUGCUCAUCGACGCCAAAGUCAUGGCCGAGUCCGACGCAAGUCCGAUCUACUUUGACGACGAGCGAAAUCUCUUCGCUCUGGACGAGCAAGGGCCUGGUCUCAACGCCACGCAGGAGUCGUUGCGCGGCGGAGGCGACGCAGCAGAGACGCAGUCUGCAGAGCCGCAGAGCAGCCUGGAUCGCAUUGGUCUGCGCGACGCCCUGCCGCAGCGCGACGACGAUCCCGAGAUUGCGUCCGAGUCUACAGAGGACGUCGUCGACAUGGCCAUGCGUGCCGGCGUCGGCGAGCUGGAUGACUCAGACGACGAUCUGAUCCUCAUUCCUUCGGCCUCUGCCGCCUCGCGCACGGCCGCAGCUGCCGUGCCGCAGCCGCAAGAUCCUGGCACUCCCGCUGCUGCGCGCAGUCGUGCGCUGGCUCCUGCCUCGGGCGCAUCGACGCCCAGUCCCAUGACGGCGCAGCAUCUGCUUCUGCAGGUGCUGACAGGUCGAUCGCCGGCACAGUCUCCCUCUCAGCCACACGCACCUGCUCUUCAUGCUCCGAGUCUCGCCUCCGCACCAGCACAGCAGCCGCAUCUCCUCUUUGGCGGCGUAGCGCGCACCUCAUCUGACUUCAGCGGAGCCGGUCAGGCGAGCAUCUGGGCCUCGGGUCCCGGCGACGUGCACCACUCGCACGCACGCGCCUUUUCGCCUCCCGCGCGCGCCUGGGACACGCCGGGCGGCUACGCCUCGCCGCAGCAGCAACAGCAGCGGCACUUCAACGCGCAGCAGGAACACGCCAGCGGCUCGCCCUUCGCGGCCGGGCGCGCCACGCAGCAUCUGGGCGGCGCGUUUGCAGCGGCGCCUGGUCCGAUGUCGUACGCCGGCGGCACCUCGCAGGCCUCGCAUGCAUCGUCGAUGAACGGCGCUGCCAGCGCGCCGUUCGCAUCGUACGCGAGCAGCUCGGGCUUCGCUCCGCCAGGCCCGGACGCAUUCGCCGCGCCGCAAGGCCAGCACACGUCGCCGUUCGCGGGCAAUGGACACGCGCAGCAGCGUGCACCGCACGACGCGGCCCAGAGCUUCCUCAACGGCUGA